CCAUAAACCACGGUGGGGUGUAGACGUGUGUGCCUCUAUCGCUGCCUGACAUACUGGGACCAUCUCUUCUCGCUCUCUCUCUCUCUUUCUCUCUCUCUCUCUCUCGCCUCUGAGAUUUGGAUACGAAUUGAGAUAAAGUAGUGGAAAAGUUCAAAAUAAAAAAAGAAAACGAAAAAGGAAAAAAAAUAAUCAGUGAAGUGAAAUAAAACUGAUAAAAAUAAAGAAAAAGAAGAAAAAUAUAAACAAAAUAAGAAAAAAAAAACAAGAAAAUAAAACAAAAAAGAAAAACAACAAACAUCGAAUUCUUAGUGAUUAAUUUGCUCCCUGUUUGUUUGUGUUUGUGUGGCUUGCUACUCUGUGCGUGCGCGCGUGUGUUUGUGCGUGCGUGGGUGUGUGCGUGUGUUGAAGUGAGUUGACAAUGAAGGUCCUUUACUUCUACUGAAAGGACGAGGUCAGCAUGGGUCGUCCCCGGAGCAAGAGGUCAGGUCAUCUCCACGGAAACUCAACUGACCUCCCUCUUGACCCUGCUGGAGGCGCUGCUGGUGGCGAUGGUGGUGGCGCUGGUGGUGAUGGUGGUGCAGGUGGUGGUGGUGCCCUUCGUCUUCCCCCAGUCACUCUCCUAAUGACUUCAGAGGAAGCGAAGGUUGGGUCGUGGGCGGAGGUGAGUUUUGCAGGUGGCGAGGUGGUGGAGCGCCGUCAGGAGGGUGAGGUCACUAGUGGCAGCAGUGUUACUGUGACGCCCUUUGACAAUGAGGUCAGGUCACCGUACAGGCUGACCCCGCCCGCCGCCUCUGAGGUCACGAGGCGCGUCCUUGCAGGAGUGAGAGGAGCGGAAGAGUCCUCGCCGCCCUCCAGCACUCGUAAUUACGCCCUUCAGGAGGAGGGACGCACAGGACGCCAGGAGCACCACGCCCACGAGCACCCUGACGAGGACCUACUUGUACCCUCCUCCUCCUCUUCACCUGCCGCCCCUACCACCGCCGCCCUUGCCGCCACUCGCUACCUCACCACCACCACCACCACCACCACCACCACCACCACCACCACUGCCCCUGAACCACGGAGAGGCCAGCCCGCCACGCACCUCCCGCCAGACACCCCGCAGCUGCAGGAGGCGCCGCGGAUCCUCAUUCCUGAAGGCGAGGAUGAGGGAGGCGUCACCACACCCACCACACCCACCACUACUACCACAGUGAGCGACUCAAGCCCGCUACCACGUGUUACGACCACCGCUACCAUCACCACUACCGCCACCAGCAGGAGUAAAGGCAGACGUCCUUCGAAAGAGGCGAGGAGGAAAGCAGCACGCACGCAGAGGUCCGCCCCGUCCAGCAAGCGCCUUCAGCAGCCAGACCCCGCCCCCGACUUCUCCUCCGCCUUCCCCGUGUGCUCCACCAACCCCUGUGGCGAGGAGCCCUCCUGCCACCCCACCACCUCCGUCGACCGGGGAUACCUCUGCUUCUGUGACGACGGCUCGGUGGUGGAGCCCCACAUGUCCUGCCGCCGCGGUGAAGAGCUGCCGGAUCACCCAGGCCCGAUACCCAUCAACAGUCCCAAAGAGUUCCGGCCGCUGUAUUCCGUGUGGGUGGUGGGCGUGGCCUCGUUACUGGUGGUGAUGCUGGUGAUGGUGGCUUUCUGGAGGAGGAAGAGUCUGUGUGCGUGGAUCAGAAACAGACACAGAGAGAAGAAGCCAGGACAGCCACCACGGGACUCCAUACCGAAGCAUAACUCUCUCGUGCCCUACAACUUCAUUAGCAACCCGAACUACUACACCCAGGGGCCGGACACCCAGCCCGUCCACAGCCUGCCAGUCCACCUCAUCCACCCGGAGCAGAUAGCGUUCCUGGGGGAGGUCGGCGAGGGCUGCUUCGGGAAGGUGUACAAAGGCACAUACAAUCCAUGCUGCCCUGAGACGGAAGAAGUAGACGGAGGAGGAGGAGAAGGAGGAGGAGGAGGAGGAGGAGGAGGAGAAGAGGAGGGAGGAAGGAAGACGGUGGCAGUGAAGGUGAUCAAGGAAAGUGUGAGUGCAAGGGGAGAGGAAGAUUUCAUGAGAGAAGUGGAGAUCAUGGCAGCUUUUUCUCACCCUAACAUCCUCACUCUCAUUGGAAUUGUGGCUAAAGGUAGCGGCGGAACCCCAUGGAUGGUAUUUGAAUAUAUGCCUUAUGGAGACCUGGCGGAGUUACUAAGGUCGUGUGGUCCAAACUUCUACUCCAACCACACCCCUAUGAUAUCUCUCUCCAAGAGUGACCUGCUCCACAUCAGCGUGCAGAUCGCCUCUGGGAUGGAGUAUUUGUCCUCUCAACACUUCGUCCACCGCGACCUGGCGUGUAGGAACUGCCUGGUGGGGGAGGACCUCACCGUCAAGAUAUCAGACUUCGGCAUGUCCAGGGACGUGUACACCUGCGAUUACUAUAAGGUCGGAGGGUCCCGCAUGCUGCCAGUGAGGUGGAUGGCGCCAGAGAGCAUCAUGUAUGGGAAAUUCACGCUGGAGAGUGACGUUUGGUCCUUUGGCGUGGUGCUGUGGGAGAUCUACUCGUUCGGAAAGCAACCUUACUAUGGCAACUCCAACGAAAAUGUGGUGAAGCUAAUUUUCCAGGGCAUCUUACUGAGCCCUCCAGACACGUGCCCUCCGCAAGUGUGUGACGUGAUGCGGCGAUGCUGGGCGACUGAUCCCGUAGACCGCUUGAAGUUCCGUGAGAUUCUGGCCCACCUGAAGGGAAUAGGAGGGGAGGGCAAGUGUCUCACCCCUCAGGACCUCCCACACCCCUCCGUGUCCCCCAGCGGCGCACCCGUCACCUACAGUCAGCUGUGUCUGCAGGAGGAGGCUGGACACUUAGACCAGGAUUUGUACCUCGUCCCGCGGCGAGUGGAAACCAGAGAGUACUUGACGGUGCUCAGUGUGUGACCUUGGGGCCUCCUGGGUGUUUCUGGGGUGAGAAUGGGGUGUGUUGGGGUGGGAUGGGGAGGGUUACAUGUGUCCUGGGGUGUUUUUUGGGGUGACAUGUAUUCUAGUGUGUAUUUCGGUGUUUUUUUGGGGAGAAUGGGGUGAGAAUGGGCAUUUUUAGGAGUUUCUAGGGGGUGACAUGUAUUCUAGGGUGUAUUUUGGGGUGAUUUGUGCUGUGGGGUGAUUUUGGGAUGUUCCGAGAUUAGUAAUGGGUGUUUUAGAGUGUUUUUGGGAUGACAUGUAUAUUAGGGUAUUUUUUGAGUGUUUUGGGGUGAGAAUGGGGUGAUAUAGUAUGAUUUUGGGGUGACUUGGGUGUUCUAGCGUUUUUGGGGUGACAUUUGAUUUAGGGGUGUUCUGGGGUGAUUCAGUGUGUUUUUUGGGCGUGUUCUAACAUUUUCGAGUAUUUUGGAGUUAUUUUGUGUGUUCUCGUGUGUUCUGGGGUGUUCAGGUGUGUUCUGGGGUGUUCAGAUGUGUUCUGGGGUGUUCUGUAGUGUUCUGGGGUGUUCUGGGGUGUCCUGGUAUGUUCUGGUGUGUUCUGGGGUGUUCUGGUGUGACCUGGGGUGAUCUGAUGACCUAAGUUGACCCAAGUUGACCACGUGACCUGACCAUCGCUUUCACCCCUCCUCUCUCUCUCUCUCUCUCUCU
Messenger RNA from Portunus trituberculatus (swimming crab), 3589 nucleotides. Its product is annotated as BDNF/NT-3 growth factors receptor-like. Lineage: Eukaryota; Metazoa; Arthropoda; Malacostraca; Decapoda; Portunidae. Gene Ontology annotation, biological process: protein phosphorylation; multicellular organism development; positive regulation of kinase activity. Gene Ontology annotation, molecular function: ATP binding; neurotrophin binding; transmembrane receptor protein tyrosine kinase activity. The record is from RefSeq and is a predicted model, not a curated record. Gene Ontology annotation, cellular component: axon; signaling receptor complex.